This is a messenger RNA of Struthio camelus australis, 1309 nucleotides long. RefSeq names its product NADH:ubiquinone oxidoreductase subunit V3 (gene NDUFV3). Lineage: Eukaryota; Metazoa; Chordata; Aves; Struthioniformes; Struthionidae. Gene Ontology annotation, biological process: mitochondrial ATP synthesis coupled electron transport. The record is from RefSeq and is a predicted model, not a curated record. Gene Ontology annotation, cellular component: mitochondrion.
GCGGCUCCGAGGCGCGGCCCCGGCGGCGGCGCCGCUCUGCACCGAGCCGGGCGGCUCUCGGACACGGCCACAAACGCAUGUAGUGGCACCACAGGGAAGCACCAAGCUGCUAGCCACCAGAACAACAGUUGAAUUUCCUAAAAUGUUGUCUUCUAGCUCUCCCCCAGCAUCCACAAGCAUAUCUAGUACUAACCUCAAGGAAGCUUCAGAACCUUCUGUUGAAGAUCUGAGGAUAUUCAUGUCAAGAAAAACCGUGGUUGCGUUUCCUCAGCGAGUGAUUCUUUCCUCCCUUGAGGAAGAAAAGGUCACUGCAACAGGAGGAGACUUGAGGAAAGAGUUAGCUGAAGAAGAAAUGUCUUCAUCCAGCUCAGAUUCAGAUUCUAGCUCAGAUUCCGAAGAAGAGAAAGAUGAUGAUAGUGAUCCAGAAAUUGCCAUUAAAACCAGAGUAGAGUUUCCAAGACGGGAUUCUUUUUUUCCUGAGAACGUAACAGUAAAGGCAUCGAUGCUACCAAAAGAGAAUUUGCCCCCAAAACACCACAAAGAAUAUGUAGCUAAGAAGAAGCCGUGCAGAGUAGAAACUGAUGUCUCCGCUAUCAAGCAGGUCAAGUUUUCUAAGACCUCAAUCAAUCAUAAAACAUUAAAACCCAAAGCAAGAGACCCUAACGUAAAGUCAACUCCCAAAGAAACAGGUCAUCAGAAGGUGAUCUUGGAACCGCACGUGGAUGAAAGUCAAGAUCUGACAGAUGUCACCCUUAAAUCUAGUUAUUUGGGGGAAAAGUCCAAUGGAAGCCAAGCAGCAGCUACUCAGCUGAAAGCUCUGUCAGUGACUCAGGAAGACAAAAAGCAAAAACUGAUGUCCAGAGGGAAAGGAAAAAAGGUAAAGGAGGUACAGGAGUCUGAAGCGGAAGAAAUAGCUAUUCCUAAACUACAAGAGGAGACUUCUGAAAGCACAAUGCUGGAGACGCACACUACAGCAAGGGAUGAGAUCAUUCAGGAAGCAGGAGUCCAAGCUGGAGAAAGAAGCACAAUAGAGGAGACCACAACAGCUGCUCAGCCUGCUCCAGAGGAAUUUGAUAAUUCUACGUACAAGAACCUUCAGCAUCAUGAAUAUGGUAUUUAUACCUUUGUGGAUUCUGAUGUGGUUCUCUCAAAAUUCAGGCAGCCUCAGCCAUCUUCUGGAAGACCGUCACCAAGACACUGAAAGAACCACAUUUAAAAGAAAUGCUCAGGCAGAAUGACAAAUUGUUCCAUUUGCCAAUGUUGCAUUACCUGCUUUAAAAAUCAAUAAAUGUGUGGUAACUUAUGCUAA